Messenger RNA from Arvicola amphibius (Eurasian water vole), 1140 nucleotides. RefSeq names its product membrane spanning 4-domains A7 (gene Ms4a7). Bases 1 to 1086 code for a protein of 361 amino acids. Gene Ontology annotation, cellular component: plasma membrane; trans-Golgi network. The record is from RefSeq and is a predicted model, not a curated record. The transcript is spliced from 8 exons. NCBI's taxonomy places the organism in Eukaryota, Metazoa, Chordata, Mammalia, Rodentia, Cricetidae. Gene Ontology annotation, biological process: cell surface receptor signaling pathway.
AUGAAUAUCUUCCGGGGAAAUCACAGACUGCCUGAGUGUCGAAAGCAGACAGUGGAACUUCUGGAGGAAACAGCUGAAUCACAGCCAUUCCUAGAAGCAGACUGUGAACUCGUGAGUGACAGCCAGUGCUACAGGUACAAACAGCAUUUGACAUUCAUUGCAGUGCUGCCCCUGUCUCCCCCAGUAGAAACAAGAUUCUGGGGUUCAUUUUGGUACUGUUGGUCUGGUGGAGCACUGUUUUCUUUUGGAGUGGAACUGUUAAUAUGGAGAAUGAAGAUGCAAGGUGAAAAGAUCACAUCGAGGAAAUUAUUGUCACACAGAGGAAAAUAUUGCAAGCUCCUGAGCCCAGUAGACACAGCCCAGCAUCGUCAGCGUCACGCUUCUGUAGCUGGGCAUCAAGAGCGUUUUGGGACCUGCCUUCCAAUGGACAUCGUUAUUCACAAAAGAAAGGAAGCUGGACACAUGGACCAGAAAGAAGAUGACCUGCUGGUUGCUGUGCCUAAGGAAGCCACAGUUCUUGGGACCAUCCAGAUACUGUGUGCCCUGACGAUUGCAAGCUUUGGGGGCAUUUUUGUGUCAGCUUCCUACUCUUCCUACAUCAACCCAGCAGCCUUCACCACUUUGAUGUUCGGGUACCCAUUUGUUGGAUCCCUAUGUUUUGCCUUUGUUGGAUUUCUCUCGAUAAUCUCCGGGAAAAUCGCAAUCAAACCCUUCGCACUGAGCAGCCUGGCCUCCAAUGCAGCAAGCUCUGUUGUUGCUGCCAUUGGCCUCUUCCUCCUCACCCAUAACCUCAUAGCCCUGGGGACUGCCUCUCCACGUUGCAGUUCAGAAAAGAGAUUUCUGGCCUUACUUCUUUAUUCGGAAUCCCACUAUUGGAUGAAUGAAGACAAGAACUGUCUCCUCGCCUAUGUCAGUGCCAUGAGUGGGCUGGCGUUGAUGCUCAUCUUCACUAUGAUGGAGUUGUUGCUAGCUGCGUACAGUUCUGUCUUUUGGUGGAAGCAAGUCUACUCCAAUAAGCCUGGGAGUACAUAUUUCAUGCCUGAGUCACAAGAUCAACUUGUCAAAAGCAGUUCGUUGAAGCCAUGAGUAGGAAACACAGCAGAAGAAGGAAGAAAACCAGUGCUCAUGGCAGAGCACAGC